AAUACAAAGUACAAACGUCAAUAAAAAAAAAAAAAAAAUCUUGCAAUUCACACAAAGAAAGAAAGGAAUUAGAUCGGCGAUUAUUUUCCGAGAUAUGAAUGAGAAAGCCAACGUUACAAAGGAACUCAAUGCCAAACACAGAAAGAUUCUGGAAGGACUCCUUAAGUUGCCAGAGAACAAGGAGUGUGCAGAUUGCAAAGCCAAAGGUCCUCGAUGGGCAAGCGUGAAUCUUGGGAUCUUCAUAUGCAUGCAAUGCUCCGGGAUCCAUAGAAGUCUAGGGGUGCACAUAUCAAAGGUUCGAUCAGCUACACUAGAUACAUGGCUUCCUGAACAAGUUGCAUUUAUUCAAUCAAUGGGAAAUGAGAAGGCAAAUAGUUAUUGGGAAGCAGAGCUUCCUCCAAAUUAUGAUAGAGUUGGUAUUGAGAAUUUCAUCCGUGCAAAGUAUGAAGAUAAGAGGUGGAUCCCUAAGGAUGGGAAGGAAAAAUCAGCUUUCAGGAUUCAAGAAGAGAGGGGCACAGUGCAACAGCAGCAACAUUGUGACAGAAGUGGGCAUGCUAGGAGCUCCAGUUGUUCAUCUGAUGAGAGGAUAAGCAUACAACGCCCUAGCACAAAGCAAGAUAUAUCUGCUGCUAGAUACAGUAUACCUCUGCCUCCAAGAGGGCCAGAGCAAGUAUCUUUGGGUGCGCUUCCUCACCAGACAAGUCAGAGGACACAACCAAUUGCAGGCACUGAAUCUGCAAAGCAGGUCGCAGAAGUUGCCGAUCCUCCUAAAGUUGAUUUUGCUACUGAUCUUUUCGACAUGCUUUCUAUGGAUUCUCCAAAUGACAAUGGCGCAAAUGCUGCUUCUGUAGAUGAUAACUCGUGGGCAGAUUUUCAAUCUGCUCAAGAAGUGUUAGCAGCAGCAAAAACUGGUUCUGCAAAAUCUGAUCAUCGGAAAUGUCAAUCCGCUUCUGCAAUUGAAGAUUUAUUCAAGGAUUCAUCAACAAUGUCAUCAUCAGUUUCAACCUCUUCCUUGUCCGAGAAGCUUCCGAAAGAUGUCAAAAAUGAUAUUAUGAACCUUUUCGACAAGUCCACUGUAGUAUCACCAUUUGCUAUGCAUCAGCAACAGCUUGCCCAGCUAGCUCAACAACAGGCUCUUCUAAUGGCUGCCGCUGCUAGUGGCACUUUGAAGAUCCCUGGAGAUGUUCAACAAGGCCCAAAUGGCUCCAACAUAGUAAAUCAAAGUUGGCCACAUGUAGGCUGCCAGUUCCCUGGAAUGAUGAUGCCAGCCAGUGGAAAGACUGAACUAGAGAAAUAUAUGCAGGUGGGCACUGUCGGAGCAACGCAUUUAGCUGGAAACUCUGUGCCACUUUCAACAUCCAGCGUUUACCCAACGGGACAGAAUUCAUCCGGCAAUAGUACAGUCCCCUCUGUACCGAGCAUAGAUGCCACAACCACACUUUCAUCAAGUUCUACACAAUCGACAAAAGAGGACGACUUUUCAUCUUUGAUUCAAGGCAUGUUCCCGAAACGCUGAAUAGUUUUGAGUAAGUAUACUAGUUUUUGGAUCAUAGUAUACAUAUAGAGUUUCAACAUGAAAAUAGCUUAUACGGAGGUCCACGUGUUACUAGGAGAUUAUAACUAUUGUAAAGACAUAAUAUUCAGUUUUCUUCACAUGGGUUGAUUAAUUUUUGUAGGUAGAAUAAUAAGAUGUUGAAAUUGAAUGCAACUUGGUCCUUUC
Messenger RNA from Lycium ferocissimum, 1720 nucleotides. Its product is annotated as ADP-ribosylation factor GTPase-activating protein AGD5-like. The transcript has 11 exons. Gene Ontology annotation, molecular function: GTPase activator activity. The record is from RefSeq and is a predicted model, not a curated record. The coding region runs from base 95 to 1516 and encodes 473 amino acids. NCBI's taxonomy places the organism in Eukaryota, Viridiplantae, Streptophyta, Magnoliopsida, Solanales, Solanaceae.